Molecule: messenger RNA, 816 nt
Organism: Adineta steineri
Lineage: Eukaryota; Metazoa; Rotifera; Eurotatoria; Adinetida; Adinetidae
Source: the annotation of a GenBank genome assembly
AUGCUUGAUCAUCGUAUUAUCAUAUCUAUUAUUGUAUUCAUCGUUGCAUUCAGUGCAUUCUGUGUUCUUUCAAUAAAUUCACCUAUUUGUAGCACUGAUUCAAAUUGUUCAAAAGGCCAAACUUGUUCAAAUGGUCAUUGUAUUACUUCGCAAACCAGCGUAAAAGUGAAACGUUCUAGUGAUGGUGAUGAUGGUGGUUAUGGUGGUUGUUUUUCUGGUAGUGACAGUGUACGACUGGAUAAUGGAAAAUUAAAACUAAUGCGUGAUUUACAAAUCGGUGAUUCGAUUUGGUCAGGUAAUCAGAAUGAAUUAUGUUUAACAAAUGUUAUUCGUAUACCUCAUGCCGAUCCUAAUCUUUUGUUUCUUUUUUAUACAAUGAAAACACGAAGUGGCCAUCAAAUAACUGAUCAGUUAACACUUAAUCACUCACUUCAUUUUAUUGAUUAUAAUAAUACUAUUAUAUCUUCAUCUAUAGUUAAUAUUAAACGUGAACAUAAAUUAGGUGUUUUUCAACCCGUAACAUUAUCAGGUACAUUAUUUGUUAAUGAUAUUGUUGCUUCUUCCUAUCUUAAUAAUCUUAAAUUAACUCAUGAAGAAUUACAUGAUAUAUUAGCACCACUUUGUUGGCGGUUUUAUAUCGUAAAUCCAUUUGGAAAAUGGAUUUCUCAAUCAAAUUAUAAUCAAUUAUUUGUACAUUGGUUUCAAAAACGACUUAUUUGCUAUAGAAAUUAUCUUUCAUUAAUUUAUAAAGUAUUUACUGCAUCUUUAAUCUUAUUUUUUAGUAUAAACAUUAUUAAAAUCAAAUAUUCUUCAUAA